AUGUCCCACCUCCACGCCCUCCACUCCAUCGCCCUCACCCACGGCGGCAACCGCGCCUUCGGCCUGCCGGGCUACGCCGCCUCCGUCUCCUACAUCUGGAACCGCAUCUCCCACACCCCGGGCAUCAAGACCUGGAAGCAAGACUUCCCCGCCCUGUUCGGCUUUGUCGAAUCCAUCGACCUCAAAGUCGGCGGCGAGGACAUUUAUGUCUUUGGCCUGACCUACUCCCCCUCAACACCGCCCGAGGGCAUCACUGCUGAGAUUGUGGCCGGUCCCGAGGGCGCUGCUGGGUGUGACGAUUCUGCCUAUGAGGGGUUGGAUGUGGCUGGCAAGAUUGUGUUGGUGCAGAGGUUUAGAUGUCCGACGGGGGGCACGCUGGCAGGGAGGUUGUUACCGGCUGCGAGGGCUGGGGCUGCGGCGGUGAUUAUUUAUCAUGAUUUGACGACGAAUGUUACGGCGGGAAGUCUGUCGGCGCCGAGUGAGGAGCAUGUUCCGGGGGGUUUCAUUACGCUGGCGGAUGGGCUGAGGAUUAAGGAACGGUUGGCGAAGGGGGAGAAGCUGGAGGCGUGGUUUCAGCAGACGCAGAUUGUGGAGACGAGGACCACGCAGAAUGUGUUUGCUGAGACGGCUUGGGGGGAUCCGGAUAAUGUUAUCGUCCUCGGCGCGCAUUUGGACAGCGUCCAAGCCGGUCCGGGUAUCAAUGACGAUGGCUCCGGCACCAGCCUAAUUCUCGAGCUCCUGCUCGGAGCAAGCAAGUACCGCACCAAAAACAAGAUCCGCUUCGCGUGGUGGGGCGCCGAGGAGAACGGCCUCCUAGGAUCGCGAUUCUACUGCGCGAACCUCGAGGCGUCCGAGGCCGACAAGAUCCUGGCCUACCUCAACUUCGACAUGGUUGCCAAGGGGUACAUUGGCGUGGGAGAUGGCGAUGGCAGCUCGCACGGCAGCGUCGCGCCGCCCGGGUCAGACGUCAUUGAGCGUAUUUACCUUGACUAUUUCAAGAGCCAGGGCACCACCACCACGCCGGCGGUCAUCACGAAUGGAAGUGACUACGCGUCGUUUUGGCAAGUGCUGAACAAGCCGUUUGGGUUUUUGCAUACGGGAACGGGGGUUGAGCAGGAUCCGUGCUAUCAUCAGGCCUGUGAUACGAUCAAUAAUCCGGAUCCUAAGACGAUUACGAUUAAUGCGAGGGCGGCUGCUCAUAUGUUGAGCAUUCUCUCCAUGAAAGGAACGGACCUCAUCCCGAAGACCCCCGUGAAUUCGUCCAUGUUGGCCGGAAUUCGCAUGCGUGAAGCCCCGCUUGAUAUCGUCAGGAUUGAGGAGCUGGAAGCCUUGGGCGAACGACAUUUGGGAUGCGGUCAUGAUAUUUGA
This is a messenger RNA of Canariomyces notabilis, 1368 nucleotides long. Its product is annotated as Zn-dependent exopeptidase. The record is from RefSeq and is a predicted model, not a curated record. Lineage: Eukaryota; Fungi; Ascomycota; Sordariomycetes; Sordariales; Chaetomiaceae. The coding region runs from base 1 to 1368 and encodes 455 amino acids. Gene Ontology annotation, molecular function: metalloexopeptidase activity. Gene Ontology annotation, biological process: proteolysis. The transcript has 4 exons.